UCUUAUCUGAGACAGAAGACAAAGAAAAUUAGUAAUCAAUCAGUUGCUUAAAAGGAUAUUCAUUUUGUGUAUCAGGCUCUGUAUGUAGAGGAAAAAAAACAUAAUUCGUCAGAGAACGAAAUCUAGAAAAUGUGUUGUGGGAAUAGCUAUGUCGCAGCGGACUCGUUUGCUGGGGCCAAGGCUGGGGCCUAUUCCCACUCCUACAUUAUGGGACAGGUUCAUAACAGUGGAGGGGGGAGGUGACGGGUGGGCGUGGCACAGACCCCUGGUAUUGUACGCUUGGCCUGGGCCAGAUCGCUUGGGAAUGAAAUUAGGCCAUAGAAAUAGGCAAAACAAAAGAUCUUGAGAGCGGUCCACCUUGAUUUUUCUAUGAAAAUUCACGGAAGCGGAAGCCGCCAUGGGCUGAGACUUAGUCUUAAAUAAAAUUAUUAAUUAACAAAAUGAAAUCUUCAUGAUAGCUUCGUCCUCAAGAAGGACGCUGUAAUCAAUGGACUUUAAACCGAGAGGGUCGUAUGGAUUAAUUCCGUUGUUAUCAUUAGAUCUACAGUCGUAGUUCAAUAUCAAUAUCUUGUAUAUGUAUCUAGAUCAAGUCAAUACAUGUGUAUAAUUACAACUAUCAUCUGACACGGAACACACGCGCCUGAGCGUGCCAGUAAGGACAAAUGAAGCGUGCGUGUUGUGUUGGUAGCCACCACUAAAAUGGACAAAAGUGCAGAUGCCCCAUGCAACCGCCUGUACAUUGAAGAUAAAAAGUUUAUGUACAAUGGAGUGCAUGUGUUUCUGUCAGGGGGGAAUCUUCCUUGGAUCAACUACGCCCAUGACUUUGGUGAUGGUCAGUGGGUCAGGGUUCGAGACCAGGUGUCUGAACAGAUGAGACUGCUGCAUGAUGCUGGAGGUAACUCUAUGAGGCUGUGGAUUCACAUCCAGGGGGAGACGACCCCCGCCUUUAACGAGGCCGGUUACGUAACUGCCAUGGACAGACUCGGCACAUUUCUCUCUGACUUCAAGGACAUGUUGAACCUAGCUCAGAGUCAUGACAUUCUCGUAUUCCCAACUCUGUGGAACGCUGCGGUCAACCAAGACACUCAUGGCCGGCUGGACGGACUCAUUCGCGACCCAGACAAGCUUCAGAGCUACCUGGACGUUGUGCUGACCCCUCUGGUCAAGCAGGUCAAAGGUCACCCGGCUCUCGCGGGCUGGGACAUCAUCAACGAGCCAGAGGGAAUGAUCAUUCCUGCGAAGUGGAGCCGGGAACGCUGCUACGACACUCUCGCCCUCAUCUUCUCGGGGAUGGGCUGGGCUGGCAAGAAAUACUGCUACAAGGAGAUACAACGCUUCAUCAACUGGCAAGCAGACGCCAUCAAGUCAGCUGACCCGGCGGCCCUGGUCACAGUGGGCGUGUUUAAACCCAACUCAUGCACCGACAGCUUCUGGUUGGUCAACCACUACUCCGACACUUGCCUGGUCGCUGCGGGGGGACGACCACUGGGCACCCUGGACUUCUAUGAGUACCACUCGUACUCGUGGGAUGGUAUCUUCGACGGUGUGGCAGUUUUCAGACAUUCAGCCCCAGACUACAAGAUGAACAAGCCGAUCCUGGUGGGGGAAUUCUGGGAGAAGGAGGGCGGCGGUCUGACCAUCACGGAGAUGUUUGAGUACGUGUACCGCGGGCUGUACGCCGGAGCCUGGAGCUGGGACCUGGUCAAGUUUGGGGAGAGUCAGAGGCGAGGAGUUGACCACAUCCGGCACUUCACGGGGAACGGGACCAUCCCGAUACACUUGCCGAGGGAGGGGGAGGUGUGGGGUGAGCUAGAAAAUAUUAGGAAUGAGCUAGAAAUUACUGGGGAUGGGCUAGAAAAUAUUUGGGAUGAGCUAGAAAAUACUGAGGAGUUAGAAAAUACUGGGGAUGUGCUAGAAAAUAAUGGGGGUGAGCUAGAAAAUACUGCUGAUAAGCUUGAAAAUAUAAGGAAUAAGCUAGAAAAUGUUACGGACGAGCUAGAAAGUACUGGGGAACACGACGGAUGAGGUAAAAAAUACUUGGGGAUGAGCUAGAAAAUAUAAUGGAUGUGCUAAUAUCUUGACAAUAUACAUCUUAUAUCCUUUAUACAUUCUUUAUGAAAGAGCUUUCUUACUUUUACAGUAGGUGUCGCAUUCAAGAUCUCGUUGAAUGUGACUAAGGCUAAAGUAAAGUAGGAGACAAGUUAUAAUAUUGCACGAUGUACUAAUACCAGUCAUUAAAACAGUUGUUCCCCCUGAUGACGAAAAUCUCAAACAGCAUCAGUGUGCGCGUGUUUGAGAUGUGUUCUGACCGUCAUUUCUGC
Aplysia californica (California sea hare) is the source of this 2321-nucleotide messenger RNA. Its product is annotated as mannan endo-1,4-beta-mannosidase. NCBI's taxonomy places the organism in Eukaryota, Metazoa, Mollusca, Gastropoda, Aplysiida, Aplysiidae. The record is from RefSeq and is a predicted model, not a curated record.